AUGACGCCUCGCCCAUCAAGAGCAUCUCCGUUAUCUGCAAAUAGCCGCCACCAGUCCUCACAACAGCCAAAUCAGCAAAACAAACCAGACGAGCAACCUCAGCAAACACCAGAAGAACCGUCAAAAAAUGCUCUUGUAGCCACAGCUCUCGCCGAGAAUCAGUCCUCGGAUCUCGUCGCACCUGUGACCAUUCCAGACGACCCAAAUGGUGUACUCACAGCAAGUCAUCCAGCCUGGCAUCUGCUCAACAACAGCUCGCUGGUCAUUCAGCGACAGAUCGAAAUGAUGAAUGUCUUCCUUGGAUUCGAGCAAGCCAACAGAUACGUCAUCAUGAAUGGUCGAGGAGAAACAAUCGGAUACAUGGCUGAGCAGGACCACGGAAUGGGAAGCAUGCUAGUACGACAGAUGGCAAAGACCCACCGUAGUUUUACCUGCCACAUUUUCGACAACAGCGAGAGGGAAAUUUUGCGUAUUCAUCGACCUUUCUCAUGGAUCUCGUCACGCAUUCGUAUUUAUGACCCAACUACUCCAGGCGAAUAUACCCAGUCAGAUUCCUUACAAGGCACUUCUGUCCAAUCAACCAUCAACCAAACCUCCGCAGCGCAGAUCUCACCACUUCCUCUCAAUGACAUGCGCAUCAUCGGCGAAGCACAACAACAAUGGGCUCCCCUCCGCCGCAAAUACAACCUCUUCAACUACCGCUCCAUCGCUGCCCCGUCCGACUCAACACCAAAACUCACCUCCGGGGACUCUCCCAACACUUCUUCCAAAGCCCUCACAGUCACAGAAAACACCUCCGAACAAGCCAUCGAAGCCGGCAUGCAACAAUUCGCCUACGUCAACGAACCCUUCCUCUCCUGGGACUUCUCCCUCAAAGACGCAGACGACAAGAAGAUCGGCAGUGUAAACCGUAACUUUGGCGGUUUUGCAAGAGAAAUUUUUACGGAUACUGGUGUUUAUGCUUUGAGAAUGGAUUCUGUGGCUUUGGAGGACGGGAGUCAGGAGCAGAUGGCUAUGACGUUGGAUCAGAGGGCUGUUAUGCUUGCUACGGCUGUUAGUAUUGAUUUCGACUAUUUCUCGAGGCAUAGCGGUCAUGUGGGUGGUGGUGGCUUCUUCCCGCUUUGGUUCCCUGGCAUGGGUGGCGCAGCAGAGGGUGGUGCAGCCGGGGGUGCAGCCGGCGAAGUCGGUGCUGCAGAAGGUGCUGCAGGAGCUAUGGGUGGUGUCGCGAGAGGUGCUGGUACAGAGGCCAUGGGAGCAGGAGCCGUUGGUGCAGGCACAAUCGCCGGAUCAGAAGCUAUGCAUCGCGGCUGGGGAAACCAACAACCCGACGACGCAAGCCCUCAAGCCCCUGUUGAUCCGUACCAAAACGACGGCAACAUUGGUCAAUCACAAGGAGCUACCUGGGGCGAGCAAAGCCCUUCGGGUGAACAAAAUCCCUGGGCUCAGCAGCCACAGCAACAGGAUGAUCCUUGGGGCAACCAAGGAGGUUCUGACGGUGGUGAUGGAGACGGUUUCGAUUUUGAUGACUUCUUUUAA
Aureobasidium melanogenum CBS 110374 is the source of this 1536-nucleotide messenger RNA. Its product is annotated as Scramblase-domain-containing protein. Gene Ontology annotation, molecular function: phospholipid scramblase activity. Gene Ontology annotation, biological process: plasma membrane phospholipid scrambling. The coding region runs from base 1 to 1536 and encodes 511 amino acids. The transcript has a single exon. Lineage: Eukaryota; Fungi; Ascomycota; Dothideomycetes; Dothideales; Saccotheciaceae. The record is from RefSeq and is a predicted model, not a curated record. Gene Ontology annotation, cellular component: plasma membrane.